Lethenteron reissneri (Far Eastern brook lamprey) is the source of this 5208-nucleotide messenger RNA. RefSeq names its product RAB11-binding protein RELCH homolog. Gene Ontology annotation, cellular component: trans-Golgi network; recycling endosome. Gene Ontology annotation, molecular function: protein binding. The record is from RefSeq and is a predicted model, not a curated record. Gene Ontology annotation, biological process: intracellular cholesterol transport. NCBI's taxonomy places the organism in Eukaryota, Metazoa, Chordata, Hyperoartia, Petromyzontiformes, Petromyzontidae.
CCCCACCGAUCCGCGUUCGCUGGGCGUCAGUGGCGGCGUCUCCAGCAGCACGACGACCGCGACGACCGCGCGUCUUCGUCUAUCGCGACGAGAGCGUCACGACGUGCAUCGUCACCACACGCGACAGCUGGAAGCACUGCCCCGAUGCCCAUGGGUCGCCAUGUCCACGCCUGUUAACCCCUUCGUGAGCGACUCCGAAGAGGAGGAGGAGGACCAGCAGCAGCAGGUCCCGCGCCGGGACUCGAACCGAGACGACGACGACAGGGGCCAGGACCUGACCCCCUCUUCACGGACCCUGUCCCCGUCCUCUUGCUCAGCUGCUGCUGCUGCUGAGACGCGGGCAUCCCAGCGUGGCGAGGAGAUGGAGUCAAUGGAGGAGCAGUCGGGGCAGGGCAAUGUUCAGGGGAGUGAGAGUCAACAGGGCCAGGGGAAUGAGUGGGAAUCUGGGUAUGGGCAGGAGUCGGGCAUGGAACAGGGUCCUGGCAAGGGCACGGGCUUGGAGCGUGGCCACGACCAAGGCAAUGAGAGGGACCGCGGCCAGGGCCACGCGUCGCGCCCGCUGCCGCUGGACGUGGUGGCGGCGCAGCUGCUGCGGGACCAGCUGCUGCUCACGGCGCUCGAGCUGCACAGCGAGCUGCUGGAACGCGACCAGGAGCUGCCCCGGCUGCGGGACUUCUUCUCCAACCCCGGCAACUUCGAGAGACCCGGCCUCCAGUCCCAGCAGCAGCAGCAGCAGCAAGUUCAGCAGCAGCAGCAACAGCAGCAGCAUCACCUGCAGCUGUCUGUCCAGCCCACACACCUACACCGUGCGGGCAGUCUGACAACGCUGGACUCGCUGGAUUUUGCGCGAUACUCGGAUGACGGAAACAGAGACGUGGACGAACGUGUGGCAGGCGCCCGGCAGGGCCGGAGCUGUCCCCAUGAGUGGCAGGAGCAUGUCAAGGUGCUGGAGUUUGAGCUCAGAAAAGCCCGAGAGACCAUCCAGGCACUCAGGACCGACCUCACACAAGCUGCCGAAACGAACACACCCACCCAGGAAAAAAACAAUGAAGAACAAAUGCCAGCCUGUGAGGAUCCAAUGAGGCCUUUGGAAAAGCGAGCCCUCAACUUCCUCGUGAAUGAGUUUCUUCUGAAGAACGAGUUCAAGCUAACCUCCAUCACAUUCUCAGAUGAGAACGGCGAACAGGACAUCGAAGUGUGGGAUGAUGUUGGACUCAAUAUCCCCAAGCCACCUGAUCUACUGACUCUCUACCGAGACUAUGGGAGCAGGAUCGUGCCUCCCAGUGACACCUUGGAUGUUGGAGUGGGGCCUGACCACGUAGAAAAUCCUGACCCCGACCCAGAGGAUGACCCAGCCAGCCUGUCCCUUGGAGAUCUUCCAGACGGCAGCUUGUCCAACAACCAGGCAGAAGUGGUGAAGGAAUUAAACCAGCUGGUGGAACGGCUUCGACAUGAAAAUGAAUCUCUCACUGCUCAGAUCAGACAACUCGAGAGUGAGAUUGCAGCACUGCAGUUCCCUGCCGGGAUGUCCGUCACGGUGCCAGAAAACAGGCAGGAGGAGGCUGCCACCCCUAGGUCCCCGGGAGACGAAGGGGAGCUCUACAUCACCAUCCGUGAUGUGGCCCCCACGCAGAAGACUGCUACUGUACAAGAUGCCACACUACAGGGAGAGACUACACGCUCAGAUGUGGGCUCUAGUCCCCCGAGCUCCAGCAGCCCACCAGAUAAUCUAACACUCCGCGACGUCGACAAUCACGUGAUCAGCGAACAAGACCUGGAUGACCAAGUGCAGCUUGAAAAGUCUAAGAGGAAACUGCCAGAAACAUUUAUGAGAACUUUAAUGCAGUGCUGCAUGACGACCUCCAACUCAAGGCUGGGCUGUGAGGUGGCGAAGAUUGCCGACUCGGAGAAGAGUGUGAUCUCUGUGCUGGGGCGAUGUCUGCCUCACAUUGUGCCCAAUGUCCUGCUCGCCAAACGGGAGGAGCUAAUUCCUGUGCUCCUGUGCACGGCGUGCCUGCACCCAGAGUCCAAGCAGCGAGAUGAACUCCUCAACAUCCUAUUCAACCUCAUCAAGCGACCAGACGAGCAGCAGCGGAAAACGAUCUUGGUUGGCUGUGUGGCUUUCGCACGCCACGUGGGACCAGCCAGGGCAGAAUCGGAACUCCUUCCACAGUGCUGGGAACAGAUCAGUCACAAGUACCCGGAGAGGCGAGAGCUUGUUGCGGAGGCAUGCGGCGUCCUGGCUCCUUACUUGCCUAUGGCGAUCCGCAGCUCGUUGGUGCUGUCCAUGCUGCAGCAGAUGCUGCACGAAGACAAGACGGAGACGGUGCGGGAGGCGUCGGUUCGGAGCCUGGGAGUCGUCAUCUCGUACAUUGAUGACCCUGACAAGUACUUCCAGGCAUUUGAUCUGCUGCUCAUGGCUCUACGGGACACGUCAGAGCGUGUGCUGGCAGCAACUCACCAGACCUUCCUGCCGGCCUUUGGCAUGUGGGCCUGUGAGCUGGCUCGCGUGCAGACGCACCUGGCCAACUCGCUGCUCAGCAAGGUGGAGACGGCCGUCCUGGAAGAAAACUCCAUUCUCGACGAGAGCAAGUUGCAUCAGUACAUCUCGGCCCUGCAGUCCUUGGUUCCAUUCCUGUUCCUGUUUGUGCUACAAACAUCUCCCUUCGCGGAAGAAGCAGAGGCCUGCACCAACGCCCCCCAAAUCGAAGUGGGCCGUUUCCCGAACACGGCGUGCCGUCUCGCGGAAGUGACGGUGGCGGCGGGUGGUCCAGAGAGACUCUCGUCGCUGCUCGUGUUGUACGAGCGCCGGCUGGAUGGUCUGGCCGACGACCCGGACACCCAGGCCUGGGAGAGCAUGCGCUGGAUCCAGCACAACAUGCUACCCCGGCUGGUGGAGGUGGCCUGUAAAAUCCCGGUGACGUCGCCAUCAGCUGUUCACGAUUUGGCGACCUUUGUGUCCACCUUAUGCAGGACUUUUGGACGCCAAUUCACAAGCGGCAAAGUCAAACCCCUGUUCCAAAAGCAUUUGGUCGCAUUACAGAACAAUCCUGAUGCUGCCACCGUGACUGCAAACUCUCUGUUGGCCAAAGCCACAGUGCCUGUUUAUGCCUUGGGUAUCCUCACCUGCUACACCGAGGAAUCCGAUCGUAAGCUGCUUUCAAGCUUCAUGGAGGAUGUCAUGAUGAAACUUUCUGUAAAUCAGUUGCCUCUAGACAGCCUCAAGAUCACAUUUGUAGAACUUGGGGCCAACCCAGCCUACCACGAGAUGCUCCUGGCUGUGCUGUGGUGCGGGGUGGUGCACACCUCCCCGCAGGUGCGCUGCACGGCCGCCAAGAUGUUUGAGCUGGCUUUGAGAGGGAUGCACGAGGCCCUGAUCGACAAGCGAGUGGCACCUGCUCUCGUCACCCUCUCAAGCGACCCGGAAUUUUCAGUGCGAAUAGCUACAAUUCCUGCGUUGGGAGCUAUAAUUGAAACUGUGACACAAAAAGAGCUGCUGGAGCGGGUGAAGAUGCAGCUGGCGUCCUUCCUGGAUGACGGGCCGGGCGAGGAGCAGCACGCGCUGCAGCUGGAGAUCAUCCGAACCCUGGGCCGCGUCGGGCCCAAUGCAGAGCCGCGCUUCCGGGACGAAUUCAUGCUGCCGAGCCUGCACGUGCUCAGCAUGGGUAACAACCAGCAAGCGACGGACGGCAAGCGAAUGGAAGUGGCUGUGCAGCUCUUUGAGGCGUACAGCGCGCUGGCCUGCUGCUUUAUCGGAGAGGACGUGAUGGUGCAGCACUUCCUGCCGGGCCUCCGGGCCCUCCGUACAGACAUGGAGCAUCUUUCUCAUGAGCAUGAAGUAAUCCUUAGCUCAAUGAUAAAGGAUUUUGAAUUCAAACUGGAUGGCAAAGCCACAGCUGAUCCCAGCCUGCCCAGCCCCGUGCUCAUGGAAGAUGCGAAAAACAAGUUUUUUAGCAAAGUUGGUCAGCUGACAACCAGUUCUAGUACUGCGUUCACAAGCAUGUUGAAGCGGAAAAAAUAAGGUACAUACACUUGUACAGCAUCUUAGAAAUGUUAGCACUUGUACAGACGCAAAUGCCUCGCUCGUUAUUAUUCUCUGGGGAAAUCCACCCCACAAUUUACACUGGACACCAAAUUUUGCUGCUAUAAUUUUUUUUGCUCAAACAUCGGUUUCAAACUUUGGGAAUAUUAAAAUAUAUUCAUUUGCAUUUUUUAGAUCAUCUAAAAUAUUGGGAAUUUGAAUGUGUAAUGAUUGUUUUAAUGACUCAUGUUUUGGUUUCUAUGGUAGAAUUGUUUUGCUACUUAAAAUGUUAGGGUAUUACUUUGUAAGUGUAAUUUCAUGACGUAUACAUGAUGAAUCACACGCUACAUUUAUUUUGAGAGACUGCUGUGUGGAGGCUAAAAUGUUGGACCCCCGAGUUGAUGAGUUUAAUUCACGUUCAUUUAUUACUAUUAAACAUUUGUUGAAGACCUUGCGGUACGUGAGUAUAUAUUUAUCAUUCCUAUGGCCUCACCCAGCAGUAAGAUAGGUAAACACCAUCUAUUAUUGAUGGAAUACAAUGUAGGUACUUGAGAGGCUUUUCAGCUCUUGUGGCUAAUUGCUUUUUGAAAGAGAGACCCACUACCCAUAGUGGCAGUUGGCUCAUGAUUCAGGGUACACUGAUGUUUUUUUUAAUACUCUCCGACAUUGUAUAUCAAAAGUAUAAUUGAAGAGCUCAUUACAUUUUCUUGACUACACUUCAGGUCGUCCGUACACUACUAUGUUGUCUUUGCGUGCCUGUGUUGCAUAAUGCAAAGGGCUUUAAUUGGUACAGUCACUAAGUGUGAAGCUUACUUGAUGAGCUGAUGGGAAUCAAAAUAUUUGUUAAGGGGAGGAUGAUUACCAAGUCGAUUUUAAACUGUGUGUGGAUAUAAGUUAUACACGCUUUCAUUGUGAACAGCGUACAAUCAGAUGUGUUGUGUGUGAUCAAUGUUCAUGUUUUUAUUGAAUGGUGGCUUUAUUGGAUAUGUUGCACUGAAUCAUUGCAUGUGCUGGAGGGUGAAAUACGUUGCGGAAUGGAACAAUCUUAUGUAUUACGCUGAUGUUUUUCAUUGCGAUAAGUACAGUAUUGUACAAUAAUGUAUUCACGUUGCCGUCUUGAGCUCUAUUUGUAUUUCGGAGCCGGAAUUUUGGCUGUCUGUCUGAAAUAAAUGUGUGGUUUCUACUGU